UAUGGUAGUUUUGAUUAGAAAUUUACAGAGCAGAACACUUCUAAACUUGCCUGGCUUAUUACAGAAUUGUAAUACUCUUGUGGACAUUUUACGAAUCAGUUAUUUUGAUGUGAACGUCAUUUUCGUAGGAAAAGGAUUUAUCAAGAGCCUUAAUUUGCGUUAUAGAAGGAAAAAUGUUGUUACGGACAUCUUAAGCUUUCCAAGCAUCGAGAAUUUAACACCUGGUGUUCUGCCACCUCUUCCAAGGCCAGUUGAUGAUUACACACUGGGUGAUAUUGUCCUUGGAACCCCAAAAAUUGUUGAAGACUGCGAAGCUGAUGGCAAACAUUUGGAUGAUUAUUUACCAGUUUUAAUAACCCAUGGCCUUUGUCACUUGCUUGGAUAUACACAUGACACUCAAAAGAAGCUUAAUAAGAUGCGAAGUAAGGAAAUGGAAGUCCUGACUGAAUUCAACAGAAUAACUGGUUUGAAGACAGUACCAAUCAUGCCAGAAAAGAUAGAGCAUCUCAAAUAUAAGCCAUUACCUGAUGAAAAGAAGAUUGUCACUGAUGAGAUUGCAGUUCAUGAGAGGAUGAACAAUAAAGUGGAGGAAGUCUUAAGAGAGGAAUAAAAAAAAAGGAAAAUAUGCUCCAUGAUGGGCUGAGCAGACUUUUCAGUGAAGCAAUACAACCUGCAACAAUCCAAUGGAAAGCUGCAGCUCUUCAGUCAAGUUGUGCUGUGGUUGGGAACAAUGUGUUUGACAACCUUUCUCUUGUGAUAUUGGUUAGGUCUUCUUGAGAGGUAGAGAAACACCAAUUUCAUUUCGAAACAGCUCUAAAUUCUCUUCACAAAUUUACAAGAAAGUGUACAUUAGGCAGAGGAGGGAAUCGGAAGAUGAAAAGAUUAGAAGAUUUAGGAUGUUUUGAGGAGGGCGUCAGCAGAAUAGGGUAACAUAAGCGGAACGUUUAUAAGUCUCUCGUUAGAUAAGCGCUGAAAAGACAAAGGCCAUGCUAGCGUGGUAGAUCAACGUGAAAAGACGCAAUAAGGGAAAUAUCCCACCGUUAUCUAUUCCUUAAUCUUUUUGUAUUUGUUUUUGUUAUGAUUGGUAUUAUCAUCGAUCGAUUAUUUCAUGGUACAGCUCGAUUAUUUCAUGGUACUUGUUUGGUCGCUAUCACGACAAUGUGAACCAUAACUAAUAAACUGCUGUUUAUUUUA
Pocillopora verrucosa is the source of this 1194-nucleotide messenger RNA. RefSeq names its product endoribonuclease YbeY-like. The record is from RefSeq and is a predicted model, not a curated record. Gene Ontology annotation, biological process: rRNA processing. Lineage: Eukaryota; Metazoa; Cnidaria; Anthozoa; Scleractinia; Pocilloporidae. Gene Ontology annotation, molecular function: metalloendopeptidase activity.